Molecule: messenger RNA, 3716 nt
Organism: Peromyscus leucopus (white-footed mouse)
Lineage: Eukaryota; Metazoa; Chordata; Mammalia; Rodentia; Cricetidae
Gene: Zfp57
Product: ZFP57 zinc finger protein
Exons: 4
Coding region: 2295-3470 (391 amino acids)
Biological process (GO): regulation of transcription by RNA polymerase II
Cellular component (GO): nucleus
Molecular function (GO): DNA-binding transcription factor activity, RNA polymerase II-specific; RNA polymerase II transcription regulatory region sequence-specific DNA binding
Source: RefSeq, a predicted model, not a curated record
AGUUGCAGGCGUGAGCGUGCGCAGUCCGGGGCAGCCGCCCGGAGGACCCGCGCUGGGGAAGACUGUAGGCCAGCCGGGGGACUGUCGGGCUGCGGCCUCUGUGAGAGCCCCGGUGGAGCCACGAGGGGACCCACACCAGCUGGGGGAAGCCUCCCCGCCCGGCUACGCGGUGGUAAAGCUCACGCGGCUGAGCCCCGGGGGUUUCGGGGCUGGGGCCGGGCACAUCCAGCAAAGCCUACGGUGUGCGGGCCUGUCUCCACAGGUUGUAUACGUGGAAGAGAGGCGGGGGACUCAGAUUUAGAGAAAGAGAGGCGGACAGACAGGGUGUCUUGCAGUGAGCAAGGCUGCCUGAUCUUCCUUUCUCGGUCCCCUGAGCUCUGGGAUUGCAAGUGUGUGCUAUUCUGGCCCGCCCGACUCCUCAGAUUUGAGAAAUCAUGAAUGGGUUUUAGUUGGGAGGAGUGGACUCGGGAUUGAGAAAUGCCCGCACAUCCCCCCCCCCCAAAUUUACCCUAUGGAAGGGUAGGGGCCAGUCCAGGGUACAGGUGAACUCACUUGGGACUUCCUGCCUAUUAACAGCCAAGUCUUAAUUCGGUCUUCUUCCACUCUGGAGUCUCCUGGACCAGGAAAGUACAAAAGGAGGUAAAAGAGGGAGGAGGUGGGUGGAGGUAAGCAAUACUUGGCAGUCUUCUUAAGCAGCCUAAAUCUGUACCGAGGACUGCUCCCUGCUAUCGUGUGUGUGUGUGUGUGUGUGUGUGUGUGUGUGUGUGUGUGUGUGUGUGUGUGUGUGUGUUUCUGAGACUUAUUUUGUAGUCCAGGCUGCCCAGAACUCAUGGAGAUCUGUCUCCUCCUUCCUGGUGCCUGGGUAGUAGGCUGGGUCACCAGACGUGCAUCUUCCUGCCAUUGUGAAGACUUGAUGAUAGCAGGGUCCUGCUUGCUGAAAACUUACAGGCAGGUCCUUGAAAACACUAGUAUAGAGCUGUUUGGAGUGUGGAUGGCUGAAAAGUGGGAGAGAUGCUAGAUCUGCCCAUCUCAAGUCACAGUCUCAAAGAGCCUUAAAAGAAAGGGAGAGGGGAAUGGUAGGUAAGACAGAGAAAAGGAAGAAAAUCAAGUUCAGAUCCUAGGAAUACAGCUUUCCUGGCAACUUCUUGGGGAUCCAGUUAGCAAUUCCUUGAAUGCCUUGUUCCUUGCCGGUGUUUUCACUUAACCAAAGAAGUGAGCGGAAAAGAGAGAGCGACAUGUUUUUAUGCCUUUAAUGCUUUCCUUAGCAUCUAGAGAGAGGAGAAACAGGUGAAUGACUAUCCACAGGAAGAGACCUUUUUUGUUUUUUUAAUCAGCAUAAAAUUUUGCACGUGAACAAGGAAUGCUGUUGUAUCAUUAUCACUGUGCUUUCCAAGGAUCUGGUUGUAGAAGUGAUACCUGACUCAUGCCAAGACUUAAGAUGGUUCAAGAUAAUGGGCAAGUCCUACACAUUCAUUCAGCUUGUAUUUGGGGGUUUGAGUUAACUUGUCCCUAGACUAGCACUAGUACAUAGGAUACUCUGUUGUCUCUUCAUGCAGGAUAGUGGUCACAGGCUGCAGUUUCCAGACAGCUAGCAGAUUAGGAGGGAAACAACACUCUACAGUGUGCUGUGUUACUAAGUUUUGAGGUUCUGUAGGCUAGGUGCAUUACCUGCACUUCUGACCUAAUCAUAUUUUUAGCUUAAGAGGUCGUCAGGGGAUAGCUCAAUUGUAAAUAACGUAUGUAUACAAAAAUCUAACAGAGCUUGAGGUAUACAUAAGGCUCUGUGGUAUAUUACUUGCUUAGUAUCCACAAGCCCCUGGGCCUGAGCCCCAAGGCACUACACACAUAUUCAGGUCACAGAAUCUAUGUUUUAAUCUUUGGUCCUGGGAGAGAGAUUUACUUUCAUGUUUCCAAUGAAAUCAAGUCAGGGAGAAUGAAGGAUCAGUGGUGUGUGUUAAAUUCAAGUAUGUACUUUUCAGUGGUGCUGAAUCUAGAAUUAAAAAACUAACUCCCGUGGGUCAAAUGUCCUUGAGUGAAUGACUUAACAUCGCUACGUUUGAGGUUUUGUGAAGAUGGAAUCAUUAACUGUUACCUCAAAUGGUACUGCUGAGAAGGUUCCGUCACAGUGCAGGAAGUUGGUGACUGUGUGUUAAGGAAGCACUGGCUUCUGGCUUUCCUUUUCCUGAUACUGUAUCUUUUUCCCUAACCUCAGAUUUCUAGAAGUGGGCACCAACAAGCAGUGACUAGAAGCAGUCUGGGAUAAACUUCAAACACCAGCCUGGCAUUACUGAACAAUGGGAGCUAAGAAACAGCGACUCCAGAUACCAAUCACUUAUGAGGACGUGGCAGUGGAUUUCACCCAGGAAGAAUGGGAAUGUCUGACUGAGAAGCAGAAGGCUGUUUACCAGAAUGUGCUGUCAGAAACCUUUAAGAACCUAACAUUUGUAGAUCAGAACACCAUGCAAAAUGGAAAAGGACGGAGGAGAUCAGGUUUCCAUUCCCCAAAGACAGCAGGACGCAAGAGAAAAUCUCAAAAACCUAGCUCAAACCUGGAAGAUGAGGAGGGAGAUGAUGAAGAGAAGACCUCUCUUGCUUGCACAGGGAUAUUCAAAGGUGGACCUCUCUAUUUCUGUCUGACCUGUGGCAAAUGUUACAAAAAGUACACCAACGUCUUUAAUCACCAGUUUCCUUUGAAGGCCCAGCAGACUACUGGCCAGAAAGCCCUCGGCUCCAAGCCCCAGAAUCAUAGAGGGAGGCCUUUCUCUUGUGAGCUCUGUGACAAGAAUUACCGUGAUGCCUCUGGACUGAGCCGUCACCGACGUACUCAUUUAGGUUAUAGGCCCAGUUCAUGCUCUGUGUGUGGAAAACGCUUCCGGGAUCAGUCUGAGGUCAAACGCCACAUGAAGGUGCACCAAAACAGGAAGCCAGUGGCUGGCAGCCAGGAGCGUAAGGUGAAGAAGGCUCCACGUACAUCACCUAGAUCCCAGGCUCCCAUCCUCAGGCACUCGAAAGUGAUCCAGGGACCAGUGGCCAGGACUAAGACAAGGAACAGCAGGGCCUCAUCCCUGGAUAUCAGAUCCAACCCUAUUCCAGUGAGAUGCUCUAGAAGAAAGAUCCGCUGCCCCUAUUGUUCAGUACGUUUAACCAGGAAGACCUAUUUCUUAACCCACCUCAAGUUCCACUUCAAAAAUCAGCCCAGCCAAUACUUAAGUUGCAGGGAGUCCUCCCAGUCGUCUGUGAUGGGAGGCUCCCACCAGAACACCCACAGGAAGCAAAAUAUCUACUGUUGCCCCAUUUGUGAUAUCUGCUUUAGGGGAAAGGAAAGCCUGCUGGAUCACUUGUGCUGUAAGAAAUCAGGCAGACCCAUUAAGUGCUGGGCAAUCCUGGGUCAUUUGCUUGGCUUUCUUUAUGAACCCUUGUGUCUGGGAAGUACUUCAACAGUAGAGGAGUCCUCGGAGGAGGAGGAAUGAAAAAAUGAAAUAUGCAUGCAGUGAGAAUCCUGAAGCAUAAAUAAAAGACCUGUUUGGGGCUGGUGAGAUGGCUUAGUGGCCAAAGGAGCUUGCUACUCAGUCUGACCUCCUGAAUUUGAGCCCUGAGACCAUGGUGACAGAAGGAAAGAACCUAUUCCUGACCUCACACAUGUCCCACCCCUCACAUCUCUCCCCACCUCCACAAAAUAAAUAUAAUUUUUAAAACUAAAAGAAGGGGGUCAUCUC